Molecule: messenger RNA, 1977 nt
Organism: Knipowitschia caucasica
Lineage: Eukaryota; Metazoa; Chordata; Actinopteri; Gobiiformes; Gobiidae
Source: the annotation of a GenBank genome assembly
AUGAUCCCCUCCACGACUACAGCCCAUAACCCCACAGCUCACAGCCACAACGCGCAAGACUUUUGUGUGGAGGAGUUUUCCGUGACUGCUCGCCAUCGUGAGAGCGUGUCCCAGGGAGUGAAUCCGCGCUGGAACAUCUCAACUUUCCUAUCUACGUUCCCAAGCAUCAUGACAGUCUCCUCAAAGUACUGCCCCCUGCUGUUGGUCGUGUCUCUCUUUUUCACUCCAGGAUGUGCCUUUCUCUCAGACUGGGACGACUCUGCAGCUCCCCUUGUGCCUCAUUUCACUGCCUGUGUUUCGAGAGAGAUGACCACUUUCAGCUGUUGGUGGAACCCGGGAAGCUUCCAGAACCUCACGUCUUCUCAAGAUAUCAAGAUUAUCUACCAUAAGAAAAGCCCCAUCAAGAGUGAGUGGAACGAGUGUCCACAGUAUGAUUUCCAAAACCGGGAGUGCUAUUUUGACGCCAAACACACUGAAGUGUGGGUCACAUAUUGUCUGGAGAUCCACGUCCAUAAUGUGACGUACACCAACGAAGACGACUGCUUCACUCUGAACGAUAUCGUGCGGCCGGACCCCCCCGUGGCUUUAAACUGGACCCUGCUGAAUCUGAGUCCCUCCGGUCUCCGUUAUGAUGUGCUGGUGAGCUGGGACCACCCGCCCUCCGCAGACGUGAACUCUGGAUGGAUGAGCGUGGAGUACCAGCUGCAGUUCAGAGAAGUCAACUCAACCAAGUGGAAAGACAUGGAGAUCCAAAGCCAGCCCAAGCAGACCAUUUACGGGCUCCACAUCGAACGAGAGUAUGAGGUGCACAUACGCUGUAGUAUGAAGCCGUACUCCAAGUUUGGGGAAUUCAGCAAAUCCAUAUUCAUCCAAGUGACAGGCACUGGGGACGACGGAACCAGCUUUCCCGUCAUGUUGGUACUCAUAUUUGGGAUUUCAGGCAUCGUCAUUAUCAUCAUGUUCAUUGUCGUCUCUCAGCAACAGAGAAUAAUGAUGAUUCUACUGCCUCCUGUUCCCGCGCCCAAAAUAAAGGGAAUAGACUCUGAAUUGAUAAAGAAAGGUAAAUUGGAGGAGCUGAACCUAAUGCUGAGUGGAGGGGGAGUGGGCGGCCUGCCUGCACACGCACCAGACUUUUACCAGGACGAGCCGUGGGUCGAAUUCAUCGAGGUCGACACGGAAGCGGCAGAUUGUGGAGAGAAAGAGGAAAACCAGGGUUCCGACACCCAAAGGCUCCUCACCCUGUCUCAGCCUGUUCCCCCGCACAUGCACAUUGGGACCUGCAACGUAAACUGUUUCCCUGGUGAUGACUCGGGUCUGGCAAGCUGUUACGACCCAGACCACCCCGACCAGGACCCUCUCAUCUCCAUGGUAACCCUGCUUCCGGGUCAGCCAGAGGAUCGGGAGGGUGUUUCUGACAGAGGUCUCGACCCUGUCCGAGCUACAGCGCCGCAAACAUGGGUCAACACAGACUUUUACGCCCAGGUGAGCAACGUGAUGCCUUCUGGAGGGGUGGUCCUGUCUCCGGGGCAACAGCUACGAGUGCAGGAGAACAAAGACGAAUCCAAAAAGGGAAGUAACCCCAAAGCAUGUGAGGAAAACGCAACGGACGUACACUUUCAGUUGUUGGUGGUGGAUCCAGAAAUGACAGAGAGUAAACAAAACAGCACUCCCUCGACGCCGCCAGGGUCCGUUGAAGGCUACCAGACCGUCCCGCCACAAACCCUGGAGUCCAGACCCACAGAGGAACUGCAGUCGACCUACAUCCUGCCCCCCGAGUCCCCCCAGUCCCCCGUCUUCACCCCUGUGGCGGACUACACUGUGGUACAGGAAGUGAACAGUCAGCACAGUCUGCUGCUAAACCCACCUGCACAACAAGUCCCGCCCCCCUCCUGCCAAUCACAGCACCCCCUCAAGCCCCUGCCCGCCAUGACGGUGGAUUACAUCACCCCAGAGCUCUUUGGACACCUCUCAAAGUGA